This is a messenger RNA of Ostertagia ostertagi, 270 nucleotides long. Lineage: Eukaryota; Metazoa; Nematoda; Chromadorea; Rhabditida; Trichostrongylidae. The record is from the annotation of a GenBank genome assembly.
AAGGUAAAUGCUGCACUAAAAGCUCAGCUCGAUAAGUUGUGGCACACUACUUCCAUCUACUAUACCGAACCGAUUCUGGAAUACGCUCAGAAGCUCACAUCGAAGUUCCCUAGUCAUAUGAAGUUAUUGUCGUCGAUUGUCUCACACCCGGCGCAACACGUAUGCUUCUUCACCAACUCCGGAUCCGAAGCGAACGAUCUCGCACUGACCUGGCCAGGGUUCAUACAGGACGAUUUGAUGUGCUUUCUAUGCGUAACGGAUAUCACGGAA